AUGGUGGCUUGUUUGAAUUUUAUAAGAUAUAAGGAAUGCAAGUUAUUUAUUAAAAACAGUUAUUUAUUUUAUCGAAGUUCAAAAACAUCAUACAAAAAAAAUGAAAUAAAAUCAGUAAAAAAUAUUUUGUGUUUUUCACUUUUAAACAAACCACUUUUCCCAGGCCUUUCGUAUAUCCUUAAUGCUGAUAAAAGUUUUAUAAAAAUUUUAGAAAAUUAUAAAAAAAAAAAUAUAUAUGUUGGUCUUUUUUUUAACAAAAAAUCAGAGAAUGACAUAGCAUAUGAUUUGUUAAGUGAUCAAGAAUUAAACACUAAUUUUUUUUUAAAAGGAAAAGAAGGAAAACAAAAUGUGUCAAUUUUGAAUGAUAAAAAUAAAAUUAUAAAAAAAGAUAUAGAUUAUAUAACAAGUUUUAGUGAUAUUUAUGAAUAUGGAUCAAUUGGGUUAAUUAAAAAAAUAUUAAAUAAUAAAAAUUUAAACAAUAUAGACAAAGAUGAUACAGAGGUUGAUAAUAGUAUGAUUCCUACUAAUUUAUUUAAAGAAACAAAUGAAAAAAAUGAUAUAAAAAAUAAUUAUAUUGAAAGAAAAAAAAAAUUAUUUUAUAAUAAUAAAACUGAAAAAGAAACAUUCCAAAAUGAAAAUGAAAUAUAUAAUUUAGCUCCCUAUUCAAAUGGAGAAAAUAUUUGUCAAAUAUUUGUUGAUGUAUUAGAAAGGAUCAAAAUAAAUAAAUGGAAAGGAAACAAUAUUGGGGAAAUUAUCAUAGCAAACAGAUAUAAUGAAAAUAAAUUGAAGAAUGAAGAAAAUGAGACAAUUUUAAAAAAAAUAAAAGGAUAUCAGCUUGAAAUUAUCGAAAAAAUAAAAGAGAUAAUAAAAAUAAAUAAUAAUAAUAGUUAUGAAUAUAAUAUAUUAUUAAAAUAUUAUAAUACUAAAAAUGUAAAUAAUUUAAUUAAUUUUGUAGGAAAUAUAACAAUAGCAAAAAAUAGUAAUGUUCAAAAAAUGCUUGAAGAAAAUAACAUUGAAAAAAGAUUAAAAAAAUGUGUAGAAUUAUUAAAUGAGGAUAUAUAUUUGUUUAAAAUGAAAACAGAAAUAAAAAUAGAUUUAGAAAACAAGUUUUUGAAAGAAAAAAAAGAAUUAUUAAUUACAGAACAAAUUAAUUUGCUAAAAAAAAAAAUAGGACAUGAAAAAACCGAGCAUGAAAAAAAUUAUGAAACAUUUAUUAACAAAUAUAACAAUUUGAUAAAGAAUAAUUUGGAGGAAAAUAUUUCUACACACAUUUUAAAUGAAAUUACAAAAUUUAAAUUUUAUAAUGAAAAUAACACUGAUUAUUCAUCAGCAUAUCAAUAUAUAACAACUAUUUUGAAUAUCCCUUAUAAUAAAUAUGCUAAAUUAAAUAAUGAAUUAACUAAAUGUGAAACUAUUUUUAAAAAUUCACAUUAUGGCUUAGAUACUGUUAAAAAAUAUAUAUAUGAAUAUUUAAGCAUAUAUAUAUUAAAUAAAAAUAAAAAAAUAAAGCCAAAAAUUUUAUUACUUCUUGGAUGCCCAGGAACUGGAAAAACAUCUAUAUGUAGAACCAUUAGUAAAUGUUUAAAUAUACCAUAUUAUAUAAUAAAUAUGAAUAAUAUUAAUAAUAUGAAUGAUUUGAUAGGGCAUAGAAAAACAUAUGUAAAUAGUUAUGAAGGUAAAAUAAUAAGUGCUUUGAUAAAUACACAAGUUAUGAAUCCAUUAAUCAUAUUAGAUGAAUUUGAUAAAAUUGAAAAUGUUUAUAAUAAUAAUAAUAUUUAUAACACAUUUUUAAAUAUAUUUGAUCAAAAUCAAAAUCAAAUAUUUAAAGAUCAAUAUAUUAAUUUUCCUAUUGAUAUAUCUAAUAUAUUUUUUAUAUGUACAGCCAAUUCUAUAAAUAAUAUUCCAGACAUGCUUUUAGAUAGAAUGAAUAUAAUAAAUGUAUAUCCAUAUACGAAUAUUGAUAAAAUAUAUAUAUAUAAAAAUUAUUUAAAAAAAAAAUUAGAAUUAGAAACUAAUAUUUCAGAUCUUCACAUUCAUAUAUCUGAUAAAAUGUUAUUAUAUAUUAUUAAUAAUUAUACUAAAGAAAAUGGAAUUCGACAAUUUUAUUAUAUAUUAUAUGAUAUUUAUAAAAAAAGAGCAUAUAUGUUAUUACGUGGUGAAACAUCAUGUGUGCAUUUAAUUAAAUGUAUGAACGAAGAUGUAGAAAAUUCAUGUUUUUCUAUUUCAAAUAAAACUAAAUAUAAUAAAAAAAACUAUAUAAUAACAGAUUUUAUAAAUCUUGAUAAUAAUAGAUAUGUGAAACAAGGGAAUAUCUCACAUUGUUCAAAACCCGGAAUUACAAAAUCAAUUGCUUUUACAAAUAAUGGUGGAUAUAUUAUAACGAUAGAAAUUUCGAGUUUAUCAAAAAACUUAUUGAAAAACUCAUAUUCUAAUUUAAAUACUUCACUAAAUUUAAAUACCCAAGAAGAAAUGUCCAAUAAAAGCAAUACACAUAAUUUAGAUUCUUUGAAAAACUUGUUAGAAAAAAAAUGUAAUUAUAAAAAUAACAAUUUUCUUGGAUAUAUCAAAGAUGAUAUGUGUCCAGAUCAUUUAUUUAAUGAAAAUGAAUAUCAAAAUAUUUUUGAUUUAAAAAAUGAGCAUGUCCCAUUUAUUUAUGAACAAGCAAGGAAUUCAUGCCAAUCAGGAUUACAAAAUAAAUAUAAAAAUAAAUUCUCAAAUACUUUGCAUUCUCCACAAGUAGAACGAUGUGAUAUGUUCAAUUCGAAAGAUAAGGCCCGACAUAAUAAUGUGAAAAAUAGUGAAAUAAAUAUCGCAAAUAGACAAACAAUGGCUAGCUACGAUUGUAAUAUUGUAAUUACUGGAAAUGUUGGAAAAAUAAUGCAAGAAAGUAUAAUUAUAGCUAAUACAUAUUCGAUAAAUAUAUUAAAUCGUAUAUUUUCAAAUUUUCAAAGUGAAUAUUUACAUAUAAAUUUAAGUGAAUGCGAUUUAAAAAAAGAUGGGCCUAGUGCUGGUAUUAACUUUGUAACUUCAAUUUUAUCAUAUUAUUUAAAAGUUCCUGUUGACAAUAAUUUAUGUAUGACCGGAGAAUUGACAUUAAAUGGAAAUAUUUUAAGAAUUGGGGGAUUAGUAGAAAAAAUAAUUACAGCAAAAAAUUCAGGGAUACAGACUUUAAUUAUACCGAAAGACAAUUAUCAUGAAUAUUUAUUAAUUCCUAAAGAAAUAAAAAACGAUAUUCAUAUUUUAUAUGCUCAUCAUUAUUAUCAAAUUUUUAAUUAUAUUUUCACACCCAAAAUAUAUAAUAAAGUAACAUAA
Plasmodium berghei ANKA is the source of this 3312-nucleotide messenger RNA. Its product is annotated as ATP-dependent protease, putative. Gene Ontology annotation, molecular function: ATP binding; serine-type endopeptidase activity; ATP-dependent peptidase activity. The record is from RefSeq and is a predicted model, not a curated record. The transcript has a single exon. Gene Ontology annotation, cellular component: peroxisomal matrix. Gene Ontology annotation, biological process: protein catabolic process; protein processing; protein targeting to peroxisome. Lineage: Eukaryota; Apicomplexa; Aconoidasida; Haemosporida; Plasmodiidae. Bases 1 to 3312 code for a protein of 1103 amino acids.